AUGAGCGCGCAUUUGGGCGCUCGUCCCACUCAGCGGUCGAGCUAUAGCGGCCCACCGCGUCGAAUCUCGGUAGAUGCGAUGAACAACCUCUCAAUUCGCAGUCUGGAGGAUUUGAAUCAGCUCUCGCAGGCCACGCGCGAGUUUGGAGAAGUGUAUUCAGGCUAUCAUGACGGCUCUCGACGAAGUCCUCGAUUUUUGAAACAACUUUUUGACCCUAUAGAAAAUAAAUCUGAAGAGGAUUGUGUGUUUCGCGUUCGUAUAUCUGGAAUUCAAUGCCGCAACCUCCAAGGACGACGAUUUAGUGGUAAAAGCGAUCCCUAUGUCGAGUUUCACUGGGAUAACCCCAAAGAGACUGCUCCUUACGUUACGCCAGUGAUCAAGGCGGAUUUAAACCCAAAUUAUAAAGGUGUUUUGAUUGCCUUUGAAUACAAAGCGCCACUGGUUGAGCUUCCAAAGCGAAGUUUGCUGGUCAAAGUAUAUUCUACCCGAAAAUUUAACGCAAAAUAUCUGAUUGGAGAGGCUAAAGUGGAUUUGUGGAGUAUUGCAACCGGACCUGUGCACCAUGAUCAUCAUUUAGUUGGAUGUGAUAAUGGACGCGUGGUGUUUAAUUGCUACAUGGAGCAAUGCAAUGAGUGGAAUAUUAUUGUCAGUGAUGUGGGUGUAAUGAUGCCGGCUAUUGCGAAUGAACUGGAUCGGCCUGAAGGACACGAUUUUCAAGAAGAUGCAUCGCUUCCACUGAAAAAGUUUGGCGUCAGCUACAAGUGCACGAUUGGGACGGACGAGAAGUUUUACAUGGGCAACAAGCUGAAGCAUGCUAUUAAACGAGACAUUGGAGAUAUUCAUGAAGUGAGCUUUCAGUCGCUUGCAAGGCUUGCAGUACUAUCGUCGCGUGUAUCCAGACCAAACAGCCAGCCGAAAAGUGAAUCAAAAACUGAGGAUGAAGGUGACGAUGCUCUUGUGGCACAGGAUCCCAUGGCUGUCGAGUGGACAACCUCCACGGACUACCUCCCUCCUAUUUCGCGGUACAGCACUUUUGAUGAACUCAUGUCGGCGACACUGACGUUGGAGGUGCGUCAAGUCCUAGUUGGUCGCGGCCAAAUGUCAACAGAUCCAGACGGUGGAUUUUUGAGCUUGCUAGAAAAGUAUGAAAAUGAAACACUGGCGACUCCCAAUAUCCGUGUGCAGUUUGAUGAGGAAAUCAAGAAUACAAAUCUGUUUGGUCAAACAUGGCUGUCGCUGGAGAAAAUAUUUGAGGAUGCUCUCCAAGAGCGAAUGAAAAAGAAAAUUGACGCUGAUCCGACUUUUGGCUUAAAUGGCCUUGGAUUCGCUGACCAGUUUGUCACAAGUAAAUUUGAGCAAAGUUUAACAUUGAAAGGGCACCAAGUUGGGGUGAUUUUUGGUACGAUUUUGUUUAAGCGAAUUCCUGACGUCCGACAGCUGCGAUGUGGUGUCAAUAGUGAGCAUGGUAUAUCUUCGUCGAGCUCUGUGAUCGUAGGAGUUGUUCCUGCAGGCUCAAAAAAAAAUCCUCGCAACUCAAAAGUAGUGAUACCAGUUGAAGCUCAGCGCCUGUUGGAAAAAAUGCAGGAUCUGCUGGAACUCAUGGCCAAUAGACAGAAAGAUGACAAGGAAGGUAAAGUGCGGAAAGCGACCAAGAUUCUAAAGAUGUUACAGGUUUCGCAUAAGGCCUCGAUGUUGUCGUGGGUGUAUGUGUCAGCCGAAGCACUAGAGGAAACGAAAAACAUUUUGCUGAGACUGUGGCAGUUUUUGCUAGAAAACAUUCGCGUGCGACACUAUACGCUACGCAAUGUCUUUUAUGAACUACUUUUUUACCUAGUUAAGCGAGCGGAGCUCAGUGAUUUGCCACUGUUGGGUUUUGACUCGGCAGUUGCGACGACUAUGUUUGGUGUAAAACAUACGCACAAAAUCUCGAAAAAGGAUUUAGAAUUUGGCCUUAAAUUGCGCGCGAUGCUUGUCGAAAGCAAGUUCUGCGUUCUCCAAACGGUCUCUGUUCGUGGUGUCAUGAACAAUAAUUUGAUGUUCUUUGUAGCGAGAAUGUUGUCAGUGCUUUGUUUUCGUUUACCGAGUUUUGGUGUGGAGCUUUAUCAGUUGUGGUCCGAAUCAUACAAUGAACCAGUGCCUGAGCUCGCUGCUGAGUUUAAGAUGAAUGCUGACGCCGACUUGUUUGCGAUGGACGGAUUAGAAGCCCAUUUAGACUGGCGGCGGUUUCAUAAAGCCAUUUUCGAUGAAUAUGGUGAGAAAGCUUUGCGUAACCAAGAGGAAGAAGCCGAGGAUAAGUAUGAAGUCACUUCUGAGGCAUGGAAGUCGCGUUUUCGUCGGAUAAACGGUGAAGCGAACACUCUUAACAUUUUGCUUGUGGAUCAGUGGCUUUGGUAUGUGCUUGAUACUUUAGCUGUUUUAAACCAGAAGAUCGGUUGGAUCCAUCUGCCUGGCUACACUCAAGUGUUGAUGGUUUUCUUUUUAGAGUUGAGAACGCAAAAGUCUGGCUGGCUUCCUCCAGCGCUGUACAAAUUAUCAUGCACAAUGCUUUCUAAUCCAAGCUUGAUCAACCCCAUGACCAAGUUCCUUUUGAGUAGUACCAGUGUACACGAUGUCACUGCGGUAAUUGGUGCCGUCGAACUUCUUGGUGUUUGGAUGUACAUGAUUCGAAGCUGGCGCGUUCGUCUAAGCUCGUAUCGAUUGUCGCAUCUGGAGAACAACGAUCGCUGGAACUUCCAUCAAGAUGAUCAGUACUCGAUUCCAGCAGGUGAUGAAGUGUCGUUGCUGCCUCCUUCAUUUGACUUUCGCUUUUUGUGUGCGGCGCUGCGCAUUCUGCUGGAUUCAGAGCACACACAAGUUGUAUUGACUACUUUAGAAUUUCUGUACAAUUGUUGGGAUUGUUUUCCAGAGCGACAUGCGGAUAAAUUGCGAUUUGAAUUGCUGCGAUCUUUCAUUCGCCUAUUCCUACACUGGCAUAGUGAAGUUCGUAGCUUUUUUCAGACGCUGAUAGCGCUUCGUGCCAUGAAGCCGCACGGAUGGACUCAAAAGGGAGCUUCUUUUGUGAAUACACCACCACAUAGCCGCCGCCAGAUUGAUGCGGUGGCGGCUGAUUUUAACAUGUCUCUUGGAACUGAGGAGCCUGUUGAAAGUGGACGACGCUCUCGAUCGCACAGCUCGAGCAACUUGAUGGACUCGGUACAUAAACGAUUGAGUUCAUCAUCACCGCGCUUAUCCCCUCGGACUUCUCCGUCGCCGUCGCCUCGAAAUUCGGGCUCGGUGCUGUCCUUAACUAUAUCGUCACCCAGUAGCCGGCCCAUUGGCAGUGGCCAAAACACGCCGACUUCGGAUUAUAAAAGUGCAGAUAGUUUGCCUUCUAAAUUACGGAGUAUAUCGGAUGAAUACGUAAAGCAUGCACCGCUGCAGCCUAAGAUGGACACUCAUAUCCAAAUGAAGUUUAAUCGGCUCCUCGAGUCAAUCUACGUUGCAGCGAAGAAAUACAUUGACUAUCAGGGCCUAAACGGCAAUAUUCUUCGAAAGCAGACAGCCGAGGCGACUUGGAAGAAAAAGGGCAUGCUGUUAAAGCAAGGAUUUAUCUACAAAACCACUUGGAAACACAAAUUUUUCUCGCUGCAGAAUAAUAAGCUUGGAUACGCUGACACUGAGUAUGGCCCCAUCAAGCGUGAAAUCAACAUUAUUGGCAGCGUAGUCACCGAAUUGUCGAAUCAAUUAGAUCACUCUCAGGGAGGACGCGUUGUGCUGUUUAAUUGCUUUUCUGUCGAUAGCGGCUAUCAGAAACUAGUUUUGUGCGCUCCGACGUUUGAGGAGCAGCGCGAGUGGAUAGAAGUGCUGACCCAGAAUGCAACGGCCGAGACCGCCACGCGUAAGGACAAUGAAACGUUAUCACAAGUGGAUCUUGCCGAAGUGUCGGAUCAGCUACAGUCACUUGCUGGCAAGCAUUCGACAGCUGAAGAAGUACCAGAGAACCUUUUGCCGUAUUCUGUGCUGGCCGUGAAAGAAUGGCUCAACCUUCGUGUGACUGCAAUGGAGAUUGAAAGCAAAAUUGCUGCUGGCCAGCCAUUCCACAUGCCAGUGCUGUUGUCUAAGUCGUCACUCUAUGCUGAUGAUGACUAA
Messenger RNA from Plasmopara halstedii, 4128 nucleotides. Its product is annotated as duf1765 domain containing protein. Bases 1 to 4128 code for a protein of 1375 amino acids. The record is from RefSeq and is a predicted model, not a curated record. Lineage: Eukaryota; Oomycota; Peronosporomycetes; Peronosporales; Peronosporaceae. The transcript is spliced from 4 exons.